This is a messenger RNA of Exophiala aquamarina CBS 119918, 799 nucleotides long. Its product is annotated as alcohol dehydrogenase. Lineage: Eukaryota; Fungi; Ascomycota; Eurotiomycetes; Chaetothyriales; Herpotrichiellaceae. Gene Ontology annotation, molecular function: oxidoreductase activity. The transcript is spliced from 6 exons. The record is from RefSeq and is a predicted model, not a curated record. The annotation marks the transcript as partial.
AUGCCCUACAGCCUGAAAGGCCGGAACGUUUUGGUGACAGGGGGAUCGAGGCAUGUUUCAUCCUCCAAAUUUACACGACCCUAUCUAACUAUUAUGGAGAGGACUUGGAGCUUUGAUCUGUGAAAAAUUCUCUGCAGAAGGAUCAAACGUUGCGGUAAAUUAUGUGAGCAGUGAGACAAGAGCGCAGGAAAUGGUGGAAAAAUGUGAGAGGUGCUUCGGAGUAAAGGCUACAGCCAUCAAAGGGGAUAUAGGAAUAGUAGCGGACUGCAUACGCCUCGUCAAUGAGACUAUAAAAACACUUGGAGGCCUCGAUAUCAUCGUCAACAACGCCGGCUGGACCAAAUUCACAGACUUCAACGAUCUUGAAGCCCUAACUCACGAAGAAUGGUUGAAGUGUUGGCAGGUCAACGUCAUGUCUCAUUUAGUGCUUAUGCAGCAAGCUUCUCCAAUAUUCAAUACAAACGAUGACGGUGGGGUUCUCCUCGUCACUUCUUCAGUCGCGGGGAUCGCACUGGGGGGGAGCAGUAUGGGAUAUGCAGUCACGAAAGCUGCUGGUCUUCAACUUGUGAGAUGUUUAGCGUACACUCAAGGUCCAAAGAUCCGAGUGAAUGCCAUUCUGCCAGGACUCCUCUUGACCGAAUGGGGUUUAAAAUUCAGUGAAGAGCAAUUGCAAAUGAGUAAAGAUCAAGCGGUAUUAAAACAGGAGACCAAUUUAGAAGAUUGCGCCGAUGCCUUCCUCUUCGCCGCCAGAAAUUCAUCUAUGACGGGACGAGAGAUCAUCGUUGGUAUGUUCUGCCAG